Chlamydomonas reinhardtii is the source of this 2179-nucleotide messenger RNA. RefSeq lists its product as uncharacterized. The record is from RefSeq and is a predicted model, not a curated record. The transcript is spliced from 9 exons. NCBI's taxonomy places the organism in Eukaryota, Viridiplantae, Chlorophyta, Chlorophyceae, Chlamydomonadales, Chlamydomonadaceae. Bases 158 to 1486 code for a protein of 442 amino acids.
GAAGUCUCUUUUAUCAGAGUCCUCACGCAAGAUUUACCGUAAUUCGUUUUUGGCACCGACUCUUACUACUCGUCACCGACUAUUUCGCCAAGAGAGUCUGACAAGCAGGAAUUCUUCGCACGCUUACCGCGCUCUGUUGCUGCGCUAGAGCGCGACCAUGGGUUUGCAGGAGGUACUCUCGGAGGCAACGGCAAAGCUGUCAGUGACGAGCCUUAAGGGCAUGAUCCCGGACCACCAAAAUGUGGUUUUCCUGGAGCACAACAGCAGCGUGGGCCACGCGCUGCAGCUGCUGGCCAAGCGGCACAUCCUGUCGGCGCCGCUGGUCAUUCUGCCGGGGCUGGAGGACAUGGAGGGCGCGGACGCGGACGGGGCCGCCGCGCCGCCGCAACUGAUCGGCUGGGUGACGGUGGAGUCAAUCCUGCGCGCCUUCCUGCAGCAGAUGGAGGAGAAGCACGGCAAGCUGUCGCGCAACAUGCUGCUGCUGAUGACGCAGCUGGAGAAGGAGGGGCCGGCCUUUGCGGAGAAGCUGCUCAUCACGGUGGCAGGCAGCGAGGACCGCGGCCUCAUGUUCCAGAUCAACAGCGAUGUGCCGCUCCUGGAGGCCCUACGGGAGUCGUUUGUGCCUGCCGGCAAGCCCGCCGCGCACCGCCUGGCUGUGUUUGACGCCAGUGGCGCCAUCACCGCUGUGGUCAGCCAGCUGGACGUCAUUCGCUACCUGCGCGAGCGCCUGGAGCUGCUGGGCCCCCUGGCGGACGUGACUGUGGCGGAGCUGGGCUGGGCGGAUCCCGGCAGCCGGGCGCUGGUGACGGUGGAGGCCUCGCUGCCGGCGCUGGUGGCCUACGAGCGCAUGGCGCGGGCGGGCGUGAGCGGCGCCCCCGUGGUGGCGGACUCGGAAGCGGCGGUGGGCAGCGGCGGCGGCACCGGCUCCGGAGCCAUGAUCGCCAACCUGUCCAUGAGCGACCUGCGCAACAUCCAGACCCAGCACCUGGGCAUCCUGGCGCUGCCGGUGGGCGAGUUCCUGGCACUGCUGCACAACACCACGUAUCUGGGCUACUCGCAGCGCACCAGCUCGCAAGCCACGCACCCCUUCUUCGCCUCCGGGCCGCCCACUGCGCUGCCGCCCGGCGGCCCGCGCGUCUCCGCGCCCGGCUCGCCGCCUCUGGGCGCCGGCCUCGCGCGCCGCAGCAGCAGUGCGGCCGGCGGCGCCGUGGCUGGUGCGGGCCCCAUGGACACCGGCGCCGGGGCGGGCGAGGAGGGCCAGGCGGAGGAUGAAGGGCGGAGCGGCAUCCGCAUGCUCACAUGCAACGGGGCGUCCACACUGCGCGAGGUGCUGUCCAUCAUGAGCGACAACCGGGUGCACCGGGUGUACGUGGCGGCGGCGGGGCAGCCGCCGGGCUCGCCGCUGGUGGUGCCGGUGGGCGUCAUCACGCCGACCGACAUCCUGAGGCUACUGGCGGGAACCAAGGGACCCGCGCCCAAGCCCUGAUAUGUGGCGGGGGCGGUGGCAGCAGCUGGCUUGGCGGGGGCAGGGGCAGCGGCGGGUUCAGGGCGCUGGGGGCGACGAGGCGUGGCCGUGUUGCCGGCCGGCGGCCCUGGGCAUGGCGCGAAGGCAUUGGCGGGUGGGGCGCAUGGCCCUGGGGACUGGGGAUCACGUGGCAACGUCCGAGUGUCGGCGAAGACGCGGUGAAGGGGAGGUGUCCUUCGUUUGUGCGGUGUUGGCCGUGAAUGUGUAUUUUGACGAGGGCACGUAUGUGGGGAGGGGCCAGGUAGGGGGCCGAGAGCGGGCAGCAAUCGUUGCGGGGGCGGCCGCGACGUCAGCUUUACGGCUAUUAGCCUGGCUUGUGGCGACCAACAUUUGGUCGGGGCCUGGAAGCAAGUGUGGAAGUGACAGUUGCAGGUUUCGCGUGCAGAAUUGCAAUCGGGCGUUGCAUGUUCGCAUGUGGUUGUUGGGCAUGGGGGCUGGGGUUUAUGGGAGAUACGGUACCGUAUCGUCACUGAUGAUAUUUUGUGUACGGUGCUCGAAUGGCUGCAGACGCAGACGGAUUGGGGCAGGUGUGUGUUUGGGCAGGAUGUAAGGGCAGCUGGCGACAUGUGCCAGGGAUGAGUGGAGGUACCGCACGUGCCUGUGGAUACGGUCGCACUCAUUGCGCCACAGCUGUGCAUGCGAGAGGCGUGGGCA